UUUCACGUCAACACCCACUGUUGUUUCUGCUUUUUUAAACCAGGAAGAUGGAUUUGCUCUCGAACAAAUGGAUAGUUAAUUUGCUAGUUUCUUGGUUUUUCAUCGGUGUCGGCUGUAAUUCAGUGGAAAAGAAGAUUUAUGUGCAUCUCAAUUACACUGUUCCCUGUGUGCGACUUCUCAAUGCAACACAUCAAAUAGGAUGCCAGUCCUCGCUGUCAGGUAACGUGGGCGUCCUUCAUGUGCUCGAGUCAGAGGAGAACGUUGACUGGGUUCUGGGGACUGGGGCCAAUCCUCCUUAUCUGGUCAUCCUGGAGUCUGCGCUCUUUACCAGAUCCAUCAUGAUGAAGCUGAAGAACGGCUCCGGCAGGGUGGCAGGCGUCGCUGUUAUUAUGCCGAACACAAACCCGCUGGAGGGCUUCUCCCCACACACCUCCUGUCCCAACGAGAACACAGGUGUGUAUUCAGAGACCUACGAUCCAUCCUUGGCUCAUUGUAACGUGACGAUGUGGAACCCUUUUGGAAACGGCUUGUCCUAUGAGGAGUUCGAUUUCCCCAUCUUCUCCAUGAAAGACGACAAGGACACUCGGGUCAUUCGGCAGUGUUACAUGGAUCAUAACCGCGGUGUGAAUGGCAGCGUUCCUCAGUACCCGCUGUGUGCCAUGCAGCUCUACUCUCACAUGUCCGCCGUCACCGACACGGCCACCUGCAUGAGGAGGAACGACCUCAACUUAAGCCUCAGCCCAGAGAUGAUUUGUGAUCCUUUGGGUGAUUAUAAUGUUUGGGCCGCCACCAGACCUCUCAACACGACAGCCAAGGGCCACAAGACCGGGGAGAGCGUGGUCGUAGCAGCAGCCAGGUUGGACAGCCGCUCUUUUUUCUUCGACGUAGCUCCGGGUGCAGAGAGUGGAGUCUCCGGGUUCGUCAGUCUGCUGGCGGCCGCUUCUGCUCUAAAAACCGUCAUUCAGGAAGCCCCGCCCAACCGCACCAUCUUCUACACCUUCUUCCAAGGGGAAACGUUCGACUACAUUGGCAGCUCCAGGAUGGUUUAUGAUAUGGAGAACAAGCAGUUUGCCGUGGACCUAGACAAUGUUCACUCAGUACUGGAGAUUGGACAGGUGGGACUUCGCGCUGACUCCAAGCUGUGGCUCCACUCGGACCCUGUGUCUCGGAAGAACGACAGCGUCAAUGACGAGGUGAAUAAGCUCAUCACCAACCUGCAUUCUGCUGCCGUAAAUCUAAGCGUCUCCGUGGAAGAGCCCAAUGUCUCCCAGCCGCUCCCGCCCUCGUCCUUCCAGCGUUUCCUCCGAGCUCGACCAAUCCCCGGUCUCGUUAUCGAGGAUCACGAGUCUUCCUUCACCAACAGGUUCUACGAGAGUAUGUACGAUAACGCAGACCACCUGAACAUGUCGUACCCAGCAAACCUGACGCAAGAGGAGCAGCUGGAGUUUGUCACCGAGACCGCUAAGGCUCUGACGGAGGUGGCCACCCUGGUUGCUCGGGCUCUUUACAUUCAGGCAGGAGGAGCUGAAGCCCAGCUGAGAAACAUUAACGCUGACCCUGAGAUAGUGACUCGGAUGCUGUACGGUUUCCUUGUUAGAACAAAUAACACCUGGUUCCAGCAACUAGUCCCCUCCGACCUCAUGAGCCACCUGGUGGACAGACCCACAAACUUCUACGUGGGCGUGGCGCAGCAGACCAGCGAGCCGACCCUCCUGGUUCAGUAUCUGCUGGCCAACAUGACGGGCAGCCACUUCAACAUCUCACAGGAGAACUGCAAGAACCAGAGAGAGGACGAGAAGGACGAGGAGAGCAAACAUAUGUAUUCCUACAUGUGGGUCCAGGGCACAGUGCCCCCUAACAACACUGAGAGGGAGGGGUUCUGCGUUCGCUCCACCGUGCGACUCUCCAAAGCUCUGUCCCCGGCCUUCGACCUGAAGGAGUACACCUCCAAAGAUUACUCCACGUGGACAGAGUCCCGCUGGAAGGUCAUCAAAGGACGCAUUUUCCUGGUGGCGAGUCCCGACCUGGAGAUGAUGACGCUGGGUGUGGGCGUCGGCGUGCUGAUCACCUCCCUCCUGCUGACGUACAUCAUGAGCUCGAAGGCCGACAUCCUCUUCAGCUCGGGACGGGAACCCGCCAACGCCACCUACUGAUCCAGACUGACCACUACUACUUCUAAUACUACUACUACUAUUUCUACAAGUACUACUUCUGCCCCACCCUGACAUGAACACGGUCUUUUCUUUAAAACACGCCACAAGUAGGUACACGGACAGGUUAGACACAGAAGCAGAGGUUAUUUUUUUUUUUUUUUUUUUUCGACUACUCCAUGUUUAAGGACUCACUCAGGUGAGGCGGGACAUGAAGACUGGACCGGACUGGACGGAUCUGGACUCAUCAGGGUCAAACAGGCCCUGUCAGUGGACAAGAUGUUUAUAUUUCUUUUGUUUUAAAGGUUUUUUGUUUUCUCUUUUUAUUGUCAAAGAAUGUUUACUCUGUCCUUGGAUAGGCACUAAACAUUGAGCAUUACUUUGAACAUAUGUGUCUGAUUGUGAAUAUGUAAAUGUGACCGAGUGUGUGAGUGUGUCGGGGAUGAUUAUGAGUGUGUGUGUGUGUCUGAACUUUGAAUGAGGAUUGCGAUGGUAUGUGCAAUACUGUAGCUGUCUUCUCUGUCAUUAUAGUUAACUUAUCAAUCAGUUCUAAUAAGAAGAAACCACUUUUUUUGAGUCAGUGAACAAGUAGUUAAAUUUAAGUUUUUUUGCUAAUUCUGGAAAUGUGUGGUGGCGUUUUUGAUAAGUUUUAGGUUCUUGGACAACAAUCCUAAAUAUUUAUAUUUGCGGAGUCCCAGUACACAUAUAAAUACUACACAUGUAUGUAGUGGUAGACCCACUGCAAUUUCACAUAUUGUGAUAUUUGUGUGGAGGAGAAGAAUUCCCCCUGAGCACGGCAUGGCAGACACACUUUACUUUAUAUCGAAUAAAACGUCAAAUCCAGUCAGAAAAUCUUGUGUUUCGACACGUCAAAUGCGCUGGUGCUCUGGUUGUGCACUCCUUUUGGGUUAAACCUUUUUAACAAGGUUUCUUUUAAUGAUGACUUUGUAAAGAAAAGUGUCAACACGCAGAAGGAUUUUAAUUAAUUUUGUUGUAAUGUAACGGCUGGAAUCAACGACCAAUUGUGAUGCCUUGAUGAAGAAAUAAACAUUGCUUUUUUUUCAA
Molecule: messenger RNA, 3215 nt
Organism: Trematomus bernacchii (emerald rockcod)
Lineage: Eukaryota; Metazoa; Chordata; Actinopteri; Perciformes; Nototheniidae
Gene: ncstn
Product: nicastrin
Exons: 17
Coding region: 48-2153 (701 amino acids)
Biological process (GO): protein processing; Notch receptor processing
Cellular component (GO): membrane
Source: RefSeq, a predicted model, not a curated record